AUGUCUCCCAACGCGACCGCCGCCGACCUCGCCGCCGCCCACGGGAUGGAUCCCGAGGAGAACAACAAGUCGGGCCCUUCUGGUGGGCCUACCACUAACAGCUCCAUUCCUGCUGCUUCUGCUACCUCUUCGGCUGCUCCUGCCGCCGCCCAGGGUUUAUCCCCGGGUGACUACUCUGUCGCUGAUGAGGCGGAUAAGGCGAAGGAGGUCUAUAAACUUCAUAGCCUGAUCCAGGAGCAGCGCCGAGCCCAGCUCGAGGAGACGAAGCGCCUGAAAGAACAGGACCAGGCUGAAAAAGAGGAGAAGGAGCGCCUGCAGAAGGCGAAGGAGGCUCAGGUGAUGAAGAACAAGGAGCAUAAGGCUCGCAUUGAGAGAGCCAUUCAGGCCACUCCUGAGGAGCGUGCGGCCUACGAAACGGCCAUGAACAAUGUGGAGGACAGAAGAAACAGAGAGCGCUACCGGGCUAAUACGAUGGCCAGCAUCAAUGGCUAUCUUGCGCGCCAGGGUAAGAAGCGCAAAUGA
Molecule: messenger RNA, 522 nt
Organism: Colletotrichum paranaense
Lineage: Eukaryota; Fungi; Ascomycota; Sordariomycetes; Glomerellales; Glomerellaceae
Exons: 1
Coding region: 1-522 (173 amino acids)
Source: RefSeq, a predicted model, not a curated record